This is a messenger RNA of Trichomonas vaginalis G3, 915 nucleotides long. RefSeq names its product winged helix DNA-binding domain family. Lineage: Eukaryota; Parabasalia; Trichomonadida; Trichomonadidae. The transcript has a single exon. The coding region runs from base 1 to 915 and encodes 304 amino acids. Gene Ontology annotation, cellular component: nucleosome. Gene Ontology annotation, molecular function: DNA binding. Gene Ontology annotation, biological process: nucleosome assembly. The record is from RefSeq and is a predicted model, not a curated record.
AUGACAUCCAAGGCAAAGGAUUCGCAGCCAGAAGUUAAGGAAGAGGAAAAGAAGGAAGAGAAGCCAGAGAAGAAGGAGAAGAAGACUGAAGAAAAGAAGGAAGAGAAGAAAGAAGAAAAGAAGGAAAAGAAGGAGAAGAAAUCCGACGCUAAGAAGGAGGAAAAGAAGGAAGAGAAGAAGGACGACAAGAAGGAAAAGAAGUCCGAGGCAAAGGAAGAGAAGAAAGAAGAAAAGAAGGAUGAUAAGAAGGAGAAGAAGGAGAAGAAAGAAAAGAAGGAAGAUAAGAAGGAAAAGGUCGAGGACAAGAAGGAAGAGAAGAAGGAGAAGAAGUCCGACGCUAAGAAGGAAGAAAAGAAGGAAGAGAAGAAGGACAAGAAAGAUAAGAAGGAGAAGAAGGAAAAGGCCCAGGAGAAGAAGGAAGAGAAAAAGGAAAAGAAAGAAAAGAAGGAGAAGCCUGAAAAGAAAGAGAAGAAGGAGAAACCAGCUAAGGAAUCAAAGAAGGUUUCCAAGAAAUCUGAAAAGAAAGAAAAGUCCGAAAAGAAGUCCAAAUACAACUUACGCGAGCUUAUUGCUGAAGCUAUUGCUGCCAACGCUACAGAAGAUAAGGCAUUUGUCAGUUACCAGAAGAUUGCCCAUUAUAUCUUCCAGUAUACAGACUUAAACAACUCAAAGAAGAUGGUUGGUACUAUGGUUAAGAAACAACUUCCAAAGCUUGUAGAAGAAAAGCUCUUACAGCAAAAGAGAGAGAGUUAUAAAUUCACAUCUGCUGGAGCCAAGAAGAUCAAACCAGAAAAGGUUCCAAAGCGCUCUGUUGUUCAUGAGGAUGCUAAGCCAGUUGAAGAGGUACCAAAGAAAGAUAAGUUGGUAUUUAUUACAGCCUCUGGACGUGUUUCAUACAAGAGAGAUCUCGAUUAA